Messenger RNA from Lactuca virosa, 657 nucleotides. The record is from the annotation of a GenBank genome assembly. Lineage: Eukaryota; Viridiplantae; Streptophyta; Magnoliopsida; Asterales; Asteraceae.
AUGGCAGAAGUUGCAGAAAUGACUGUUCCAGAAAGGAAUUGGUUGGAGCUCCCAUCUGAUGUAACAGCGAAUAUUCUACACAGAAUUGGUUUUGUUGACAUACUUGAGAAUGCCCAAAAAGUUUGCACUACUUGGCGUAAAAUCUGCAAAGACCCUGCAAUGUGGAGGAUCAUUUAUAUGAAGAAUUAUUCAGGGAAAGUUCAACAGCUACGGGAGAUAUUUAAGAAUGCUGUUGAUCGAAGCCAAGGCCAACUGGUUGAUCUCACCAUGGUGUAUUUUGCCAAUGAUGAGCUUCUUCUGUUUGUUGCUGAUAGGUGGAUUAUCGGGGGGAGCACGGGGUUGAUUUGCAGACAUAUUCAUCAUCCUCAUAACCAUUUCCAUUUGUUCUUUCAUUUGUUGUUGUUGUUGUUGUUGUUCCAUGGUGAUGGUGGUGGUGGUGGUGAUGGUGGUGGUGGAGGUGGUGGUGAUGGUGAUGGUGAUGACGGUGACGGUGAUGACGGUGAUGAUGGUGGUGGUGGUUGUGGUGAUGAUGAUCAUCAUCAUCAUGAUGAUCAUGAUGAUCAUGAUGAUGGUGAUGGUGGUGAUGAUGAUGAUGGUGAUUAUGAUGAUGAUGUUGAUGAUGAUGAUGAUGUAUAUGAGUUUGUGAGAUGUAUGUGA